Messenger RNA from Tricharina praecox, 978 nucleotides. RefSeq names its product histone-fold-containing protein. Gene Ontology annotation, molecular function: structural constituent of chromatin; protein heterodimerization activity; DNA binding. The record is from RefSeq and is a predicted model, not a curated record. Bases 121 to 534 code for a protein of 137 amino acids. The transcript has 4 exons. Lineage: Eukaryota; Fungi; Ascomycota; Pezizomycetes; Pezizales; Pyronemataceae. Gene Ontology annotation, biological process: nucleosome assembly. Gene Ontology annotation, cellular component: nucleosome.
CACCUCCACUACCACAAACUUCUGCCAUCCACUCCACCACAUCAACCACCACCACAACCACAUCCAACCUCAAUACCUCCGCAAACCACCCACUUUCAAUCCCCAAUCCUCACCACCAAAAUGCCUCCCAAGCAAGCCGACAAGAAGCCCGCCGUCGCUGGCAAGACCCCGGCUGCUUCCAAGACUACCGAGAAGAAGGAGUCCAAGAAGCCCGCUGCCACUGGCGAGAAGAAGAAGCGCACCAAGACCAGAAAGGAGACCUACUCUUCCUACAUCUACAAAGUCCUCAAGCAGGUUCACCCCGACACCGGUAUCUCCAACCGUGCCAUGUCGAUCUUGAACUCCUUCGUCAACGACAUCUUCGAGCGUGUCGCUACCGAGGCCUCCAAGUUGGCUGCGUACAACAAGAAGUCGACCAUCUCCUCCCGCGAGAUCCAGACCUCCGUCCGCCUCAUCCUCCCCGGAGAGCUUGCUAAGCACGCCGUUUCUGAGGGAACAAAGGCUGUUACCAAGUACUCCUCUUCCACCAAAUAAACGAUCAACUUUCCGCUCUGAUGUACGGCACUUUCGCCUUUUGUUCUCACAUUUCUAUACGCGUUUGAUCGCGUAUUGAUUUGGGAAAUGAACGAAGUAGGUUGUGUUGGGCUGCAAAGUUUUAAUGUUUUCGGGUCUUGGAUGGAGGUUUCUGUUUUGCUGUGCAUUCAUUCAUGAUUUUUGUGUGCGUGUCCAACGAACUAAAACCUUUCUUUUACCUUUACCUUUUUGCGGUUUUUGUUCCUUUUCCGGUUUCUUCACGGUUUCCUGCUCUUUUUUUUGUUUUUUUUUUGUUCACGGGGUCAACGUCGUUCUUCCUUCAUUGUACUAUAACGGAUUGCUGGGUUCGAAUUUGAGGGAGUUUUUCUUUAUUAUUUUGUCUACCGCUCGCUAUACUGUCGGUAUCGGAUAAAUUACUAAAAAGGCGCCCUUUAUACCACGGCA